UUUCACUCGACAGAUCUUGAUUAGAUCAUCUAAUUGCCUUUGGUCGUAGCGUAGAGUGCAAGAAAGUGUAUCUUGUUUGUGAGCGUUGGGUUAAGAUCUGUUCUAGAGAUGAAAUUGUAGCCUUAAGUGGGUUCACUUUGGUGCUCCAUGGACGUUCAUCUUUAAUUUAUCCGACAAGCUAAUUUAUGCCGAAAGAGGCCAUUGAUCUUGAGAUCUAUUAGGAUCUUGUUGAGAUUACUUUCGCUCGGGAAUGUAUCCCAAAAAAGAGGUAGAAUGUUUAUGUUGUAACAAAACCGUUUCAAACGCACCCGUCGUUUAUCUGUCCGCGGUAUGAACACAUCAAGGGUCGUGUGACACCGGCAAACAAAAAUAGAACGGCCUACUAUUGCCGUUGCUGCUGCUGGUUGCUGGCUCACUUCUCAAACAAGUAACAUUAGCCGCGCUUUCUUCCAAACCGUCAUGGAUCGUUUGCCGAAAAGGAAGGAGGAAACCUUAGGAAAUGGCCGAAUUUUACUACGCCCAAGGGGGAAGGGGAGUGCGCGCGUGUGCGCUUCAAUUGAUAAAACAUUGUCGCGUGUGGGUGGUGGUUUCGUGGUGUGUGUGUGUAGUUUAGCCCUUAAAUUAGCACACUUUUCCGCCGCAUGAACAGCAAAUUGCGCACACGGUUCUAUGGAGCCGGCGGUACGGUAGGACGACAGGUUAUUAUGUAAAUUUUUGCUUAACUGAUACCAAACAGUGAGUCAUUUUUUGUGUGUGUCGAUACAACUACGCACGUGUGGUGUGGUGCUGCCUCUCUUCAAGAAAUUAUGGAAGUUUUUCCGAUCGAUGGGUACGCUCUACGCUAGAAAGAGGAUGGGUCGCCUGUGUGUGUGUGUAUCGUGGGUAAACAUAUCUUCCUUGCUUUAAUGGCCAUUUUUACGGCUGAAUGGUCGGCGUCGGAGUGGUUGGAGGUUGGAUGAAAAUGAUACGCCAACGCGCUCGUGCCGGUAUUGUGCCAUGAUUGCGGCGGCCUAGUCAAGUGUAUCUAUUUCUAUGGCGUGUACACAAGCGAGUCUACUAGUGACGAGUCUCUGCUGUAGGUGAAUUAAUUAACAAAAGACAUCCACCGUAAUGUGGUGCAGGGGGGAGAAUAGAAAGCAAAAAUAAAGGCGAACGGCCCAUCCUACUAUCCUUAAAUCUUCUCAUCAGAUUAAGGUCAGGCCUUUGGCUUUGGGAGGGCUUUAAGAUGUCGCUUUAAUUUAACCUCUUGUACACGAGACCAACUGCAACACAAAUAGGGGUCAAGAGGUGAUAAUAUUUCGGACUUGUCACUUCGAAACCGGCAAGACACCCGUAUGGGUGUUCACGUGCCUGCACUUUAAAGGUUUCACGGACCACACGCAUUAAAUGUGCUUAAAUUAUUAACAACCCAAAAGCAUACACGAGGAACGUUAAUAAUGUGUGCCUAAUCACGAUCGGCUUUUAAAAUGCUUUUGUGUUUGUGAUGCACUGUUGGAGGGCUUAAAUCUGGCAGGCACUGUAUUGUUCACGGCUGAGAUUUUCAACUGCAAAAAAUCGAUAUUUUCAGUUGUUUAAUCGUUUUUGUUCCUUCGAAAUUCAUAAAUAUGGAGCACAUUAUCUAGACUGAAAUAAUUAAAUCCCUUCAUUUUAUUGAAUUUGAAACUGCCCUCUUCAACGCAACGGCUCUGGCGAACUCACGGCAAACUCGGGGCGAAAUCGCUGCUGUCAUCGUUGCGUUUCGUUAACCUUUUUGACGAAGCUAAACGUCAGCCGUCAGCAGCCCACCCGAUUGAACGAAAGAAAUGUGUAGAAAAAUAAACAAAUACAGCACAGCACGUUCCAGACCGAGCAUAUUGUUGUUAGAAAAUAUGAGCUGUAAACAGAUAAAUUAAUAGUCGGGCGGAGCGAUGCUGUGCGAAGGCUGUGCGUAAGAAUCUGUGAACAGCGUUGUGCAACCAAGAAUCUCCAGCCAUUUGUGUGUGUCUCUGUGUGCGUGAGUGCGUGUGUUUGGUGAAACGUUCACUGCUGCUUGCUCUCUCGCAGUCCACACGCAAACCAUGUCACUGCGGAAUGGGGGUCACGUUCGCUGGGCAUUUGACCUCGCGGGCUGGCGACCCAGUUUGGCGGAUCUGCUGCUAGCGACGUCCUGCAUACAGCCGGAGGAAAAGCUCACCCUGCAGCGGUUCGUGUUCCGGGACGAUUUCAAUGCGUCCCUCAUCGGGCGGCUCAUGAUGCGCCGGUUCGUCCAGCUGGCCACCGAUCUGGCGUACGACGAGAUCAAGUUCGAGCGCGAUUCGAAAGGCAAACCGUUCCUGAAGAAUGAGGGUGUGGCGGUCGACUUUAACGUUUCGCACCAGGGCCGAUACGCGGUGCUGGCCGGCAUGGCUACGAAGCGGCUGGAGGAUACCACCUCCACCACCACCACCAGUCCGACGCCCAAGAUAGGCGUGGACGUGAUGAAGAUCGAGUACGGUGGGGGCAAACCGCUGGACGAGUUUUUCCGCCUGAUGACGCGCAACUUCUCCGACGACGAGUGGCGCUACAUACGCGGCCGCGAUGACGCCAGCGCGCAGCUGGAAGCGUUCAUGCGCAACUGGUGCCUGAAGGAGAGCUACGUGAAGAACGUGGGCGUGGGCAUUACGGUCGAUCUGAGGAAGAUUAGCUUCCGCAUCCAGACGGAGGUGCUGGCACGGGACCGGGUCGUGUGCGAUACGACGCUGCGCGUCAACUCGGAACCGAUGGGCAAUUGGCGCUUCGAGGAGUCGCUGAUCGAUCGGGACCAUUGCGUGGCGGUGUCGCUGGAGAACGUGCCGGCGGAGCAGGAUCUGAGUGGCAACUGUUUUGAGGUGAUUGAUUUCCGGACGCUUGUGGAGCAUCACAGACCACUGCUAGCGAUCGAUGAGAACUAUUGCGAGGGUAUUAUUAGCAAGGAGUAUAAGAAGUCCAAGUGAGGGAAGAGGGGUAGGGAAGACGAUGAUUUUUUAUUAGCAAACGGUGAAGGGUAACACAGGGUAACGUAGAAGAGAGAGAGAGAGACAGGUAUUUUGUCGAUAUAAGCUCGAAGUUAAACAUUUUCUGGCCAUUUACUCUGCUAGGUUAAUGUAGGGCAAUUUGUUUUUUUGAUGGUAUAAGAAAAAUACACGAAUUUAGUCUGUAAGUAACGAAAGGUAAACGAACUUUCUUCCUUGCCUUGGCGACGGUGACGACUACGGUUGACCCAGAAAGAAAUGUUUGCUGCAAGUUAGGACAGGAUGGAAUUCUGGCAAUAAAUUUCACCAGUCGUGACUUGGUUGUUGGCUGUCAGUAACAGGCACGCAAGGAAACG
This is a messenger RNA of Anopheles arabiensis, 3325 nucleotides long. RefSeq names its product L-aminoadipate-semialdehyde dehydrogenase-phosphopantetheinyl transferase. Gene Ontology annotation, molecular function: holo-[acyl-carrier-protein] synthase activity; magnesium ion binding. The record is from RefSeq and is a predicted model, not a curated record. The transcript has a single exon. Gene Ontology annotation, cellular component: cytosol. The coding region runs from base 2058 to 2951 and encodes 297 amino acids. Lineage: Eukaryota; Metazoa; Arthropoda; Insecta; Diptera; Culicidae.